Molecule: messenger RNA, 2473 nt
Organism: Drosophila subpulchrella
Lineage: Eukaryota; Metazoa; Arthropoda; Insecta; Diptera; Drosophilidae
Product: condensin complex subunit 2-like
Exons: 3
Coding region: 184-2361 (725 amino acids)
Biological process (GO): mitotic chromosome condensation
Cellular component (GO): condensin complex
Molecular function (GO): chromatin binding
Source: RefSeq, a predicted model, not a curated record
AAUUUGGUAAAAAUAUAAGAAAUUAUAGAAUAUUCAAUCGUAAACAGAGCAACAUAGUUUAAUAGUGUCAGUUUAGUAAGCCGACAGUUGUCAGUAAAAGUAAAAGUGUUUCUAGAAGCACGCGCGUUCGUCAAUCUCGAUUUUUCUUUUCUGAGUUUUUUAUUUUUCUGAUUUAACGGAGGAAUGACUUCCCCACGCUUUAAGACUCCGCUCCGACGAUCAGCGGCGGGAAUGUACCACGGCGACGUGUCCCGCGUGCUGACCCCGCUGCUCGACAACGAGGUGGAAAGGCGAGCAGCCUGUCGCCGCUCUCUCUUCCAGCAUCAACAGUGCCAAAGCAAUCAGGAGUCCAUCGAGGACAACGAGACGAUCAAAAACUGCCUGGAGAUCUACAAUGGCAACAAGCUGAGCAAGGACAAUGCCUGGAAUCUUACUCUCAUCGACUCGCUGGCCAAUCUGCUGGAGCACCAUCACAAGCGGAUGAGCAACUUCAAGAUGGCGGCAUCCUCACUGGAGGCCUCUUCCAAGGUUUAUGGUCUGCGGGUUGAUUCCAUCUACCUGGAUGCCAUGCGCAUUUCAGCCGGCCUGAGUGCCCGCACUCUCACGGAUAAGCAACUGAACGCUGCCGAGGAUGACGAUGGACCCCAAGCCGAUCAGGCGGCUGGUGAGGGGCAAGAUCCAGCAGAACAAGCUCAAGAAAAAGCAGCAGCCAAGCCCAAAAGGCAGAAGAAGCCUAUGUCCACCGUCACCAAGAACAAGGACACACUUAAUAGCCGCCUAGAUACGACACCCUUGCAGGAUCCCGUGUUUGGCAAACUCAACUCUACAGUGGGCUCCAUUGAUGCCUCAAAUCGCCUAAUGCACAACAUUCUGCCCAGUUUGGACUCGGAGUUGCGCUUGCGCACCACGUACAGUUUCUGGAACAGCGAAGAGUCCAACGAGGAGGUCCAGGAUCACACUACUCUUAACGCAGACAUGGAACAGUGGCCGGCUGAAUCGCUGAUGGGCACUACCUUCAUGCGGAAACUGCUUCCCCAUGCUGAAAGAUCAAAUUUGCGCCCGCUGCACACUGGCUACAUUAUCACAAGUGCUCCUAAUCCAAAGGCUUCCAACGACAAGCCCGCAGAGCCCAUGCAGGAUGAAGAUCAGCAUGAUGAGGGGCUGGAUAAUGCCGACGAUAUGUGUGUAAACGAGAUUUCCAUGGCCUUCGACAUCAACGCCGAGUGUGAGCCCAUGCCCGACUUGGAUGGACCUCCUCUGGUACUGGAAGUGGACCACAAUGAGCUGGACGAGCUCACCACCGAGGAGCAAAUGGUGCUUAAAAGCUGUAGUCGGCUGCAAAAACCGACGGAGUUUCUCAAGGAUUUGCGACCAGUAGACGGAAACUCAAAGCUAGAGUAUUGCUACAGGCCGAUGGAGAAGAUUUCUCAGUUUUGGGCCGGACCCUCACAUUGGAAGUUCAAGCGCACCAGCACAGUUCCGCAGGACAACCAGGCUGUUCGCAGGGAACGACCCAAGAUGUCGUCGAAUCAAAACGUCAACCGUAGAGCCAAGGCUGUUGCUUAUGAUAAUGUGACUGAGGGCUCCUUUGAACAGCAGGAUUCUUCCGAUUUUACCAAAAAGCAGCGCCGAGUGAAUUUCAAAAAGUGGGACCACAGAAAACUGAUGUUGCCAACACACUUCAAUUUGGACCCGGACCUCUUCUUUAAAUACGAUUCGGCACCCAGCAUAAAGUUGUCGAAGCGCUUCGGAGAGCCUGAAUCGGAUGAGGGUGGAGAUCUUGGGAUCGAUAUGGAUGCUGACAUGCGUCUUAGUGAAGAUAACGACCAGGAUCUGUUCAAUAACGAUAUUUUUACUGAUGCUGUUCCCGCCGACGUGAGCGUUAUUGAGGCGAUGGCCACUGAAGGAUCCAAAGGCAUGUUGGGUGCGGAUGAUAUGAGUCUAACCAAGAUGAAUGCUACCUGUGAUAACUCAGUCUGGGAAAUCGGCACUGAGUUCGAGGGUGCUCCGCCGCAGGUUACCAAAGUAAACAUUCCAUUCGCGAAGCAAGCCAAGGUGAUCGACAUGAAAAAUCUAAAAAAAUCCUGCAACUCCCUGAUUCAGGAACAACUUUCAAUCGAUGUCCCCGAGGAGUCGAUACCCUCGCAUCCAAGGAAACAGAAUGAACAAUAUGCCAAGGGUGUCGCAAGUUUCCAGGAGGUGUACGAAAAAUUGCCCAACCAUCUGACCCCCAAAAUGGCGGAUUCGUUGUCUCCGGCGGUUGCUUUCUAUUCGGUACUGCAUUUGGCCAACGAUUCUAAGCUGCGCCUUAUUCCACAAGAAGACUUGAAGGACUUUAAAAUCCGUAAAAUCUUGGACUAAAUACUUUGAAUAAUUUUCUAAUUUAACAAAUUUAUUUUUCUCUAUCUCUGUUAAAUUUCUAAUAUUAAUUCAUAAAAUAAGAACCUUGACUCAUUUAAUAAGUCCAAUCAAA